GUUUCUUUCAUUUGUGUUUUGCUUCCCUUCCCUUGCUCUGCAAAAGAAGUAAAUCUCUUGUUGCAAGCUACUUUCUCCUCGUCCAUGGCGUGCAUCAACCUAAAUCUCGACGCAGACAUUAACAAAUGCCUGAGCGGGCUGUGGGCAUCGCUGCCAGUACUGGGCAGGCCAAAAUCUGGCAUCCAGAAAUUGGAGAAGGAAAUGGCAAGAUUGAGAGUCAAAAGGGACGACAUCAAGAACCAGAUCGACCAGGCGGAUCGCCAAGGGAAAAUUCCGACCAACGAAGUCAGCCAGUGGCUACGGGAGGUGGAGGAACUGGAAGCCCAAGUGGCUGCUAUCAAGCAGGAUUUCCAAAGCAUGAGUUGCUUCAGUUGCAAUUGCUUCAAUCAAACCGGCGGCACGUCGACUCAAACACAGCAAGCAGGAGAUCAGGUCUCUAUCGGAGAGUCAUCAAACUGCUGCUCCAUCAUUCGAAGAGUGGCGAAGAAGCUCGGCGAGGCUACUGAAUUGACGAACAGAGCUGGUGCACUGGAUCCGAUUGCCACAGUUGGGCCUCCGGAACCCACCAUGAUGCUUCCCAUCUCGCACCGACCGCCUGUCGGGAUCGAGUCGUAUGUGGAGGGCAUUGUGAGCUACAUCGAUGGUGGAGAAGGCAACAUCAUAGGCAUCUACGGAAUGGGCGGUGUCGGUAAGACCACCAUGUUGAAGAGGAUCCAGCAACACUAUCAUCUUAACCAUGCCAUAUUUGAUCGGGUGAUUUGGGUUGUGGCCUCCAAAGACUGCCAAUUGAAAAGGCUCCAGAUUGAUAUUGCUAGGAGUCUAAAUCUGCAUACACUAGAGGAGAAUGACGAUGAACAAACCUGUGGCGUUAAGUUGUGUAGCUUCUUGAAGAACAAAAACUGCUUGUUGCUUCUCGAUGACAUUUGGGAACGUUUGGAUCUUCAACUGUUGGGGAUGGCACACUCGGGUACUGAGCAAGGCCAGCAGCAGCAUCAGCAGCCGCGCAAAGUCGUGGUGUUCACGACCCGCAGUGAGAUAAUGUGUGCACAAAUGAAUGCAGAAAAGAAGGUGAAAGUCAAUUGUCUGGAUUCAGAUCAAGCAUGGCAACUCUUUGUGCAGAAUAGCGAUGGGGAUGUUCUCGGCUCAGAUGCUGGAAUUAAGUUCGUUGCCGAAAAACUUGCUAAAGAAUGUGCAGGCCUUCCGCUCGCUCUUGUCACCGUCGCUCGUGCCAUGUCAGGGAAAAGGUCUUGGGAAGCUUGGAACGAUGCUCUCCAUCAAAUAAGAGAUAAACAUGAGUGGGCAACCAUUGCACUUCCGGAAGAUUCACUCGUCAUGUAUAAAGCCUUCAAGCUGAGCUACGACAGUUUAGAGAAUGACUCCGUAAGAGAAUGCCUCUUGUGCUACGCUUUGUGGCCUGAAGAUUAUCAGUUCGACAAGUUUUUUGAGUUGAUACAGUGUUGGAUAGGUUGUGGCAUAAUCCAUGAAUUUAAUGUGAUCAAUGAAGCUUUCGCCCAAGGAUACUCCCAUUUGGAAACUCUCGUGGCUGCAUCCUUGCUUGAGCAAUGUGGCGACUUGAACUUUCCUUAUGGCAACAAAAGUGUAAAGAUGCACGAUGUCAUCCGAGACAUGGCACUGUUGAUGGUCUCUAGGUUGGAGGGGAACAAAAGACAAUGGAUUGUAAAAGCAGGAAUCGGGAUGAGUGAAUUGCCUAGACAAGAAGAAUGGCAAGAAGCAGAGCGAGCAUCAUUCAUGAGGAAUGAGAUUACUUCUUUACAAGAGUAUGAAGCUUCCACUUUUCCAAAACUUUCUAUGUUGAUUCUCCAUUACAACCAUCACCUGAAACAAAUUCCUCCGAGUUUGUUCGCAAGCAUGCCUCGUUUAAAAUACUUGGAUCUCAGUGGAUGUCGUAUAACAGAGCUUCCCAAGGAGAUUUGUAGCUUAGCCGAGCUUCAAUAUUUAAACUUGUCAGAUAAUCGUAUUAUAAGAUUGCCGUUUGAAUUUGGUUGCCUUAGCAAAUUACAGUACUUGUUUCUAAGUUCUACUCGUCUUAAGAUUGUACCCAAUGGGGCGAUAUCCAAUUUAUUAAUGCUCAAGUGGCUGGAUAUAAGUAACAAUCCUCUUGUACCCGAGUGGUGGUGGGAUGAGCUGAAAUGUUUCAAAGGACGCCACCAAUUAAGUGUGACAAUUGACAUUAACGCUACAACAGAUAAUAUUGAGCGACUCAAUAUGUUACCACCAAAUGUCUCCUUAUGGGUACUCACUUUGGAUGGAGAGAAUAUUUCAAAACUUCCAAACUAUGAUCUGGACACUCUACAAUGGGGUUGCAGGGUAAGUGACAACCUUGUAUUUUUGUGCAUUCAGAACCUCAGAUUAGACCGAUUAGAGUUGGCUGUAGGCGUGGGUCGCGAAUCAAGUUUCGGAUGUUUAAAGAGUCUCCGUUUUAUUGACCUAACACUAUUGGAAGAGAUUUCAUUGAAUAGAGUUCGGUUCUACAACCUUCGUGAAAUAUAUAUUCAUGAUUGCCCCAUGUUGAAGGAUGCUUCUUGGGUUCUCCAACUGCCAUGCCUUAAUUGUCUAGACAUAAGUAUGUGUGGAAAAAUGAAGGAAGUAAUAAGUGAGGUAGGCAACUCCAACUCCAUCUGUAGCUCUAGCAUCCAAUACUUGAUUUUGUGGAACAUGUCGGACCUCAAUCUCAUUGCAAACCGACCGCUCCAUUUUCCCUACUUGGAAUAUAUACGAGUGCGCGAAUGCCCAAAGCUCAUAAAAUUACCAUUUGGGACUGAAAUAUUGAAGAACAGAUUAAAAGUGAUUAAAGGUGAAGAAGAUUGGUGGAACAACUUGGAUUGGGAUGACGAGAGCAUCAAGGAUUCCCUCACCCCUUAUUUUAGGUCUUGGCAUCGUUGAUCAUGGUUUAUGACCAAUUUCGAAAUGAAGCAUAGGCCUUUUGGCAAGGAGGCCAUAGGGCGUUCAAUGUUUUGAUCGUCGUGGAUGGUCAAAUUGUUGGAUUCUUUGGUUGGUUGGACAUGCAUCUAAAUUUGAUUGAUGAUUCCUAGCUAGUUAAUUGGAUAUCUAUUUAGUGUUUUAAAAUUUGAUAUUGAUAUUGUCUUCUCAACUUUAUUUCA
This is a messenger RNA of Zingiber officinale, 3122 nucleotides long. Its product is annotated as disease resistance protein SUMM2-like. NCBI's taxonomy places the organism in Eukaryota, Viridiplantae, Streptophyta, Magnoliopsida, Zingiberales, Zingiberaceae. The record is from RefSeq and is a predicted model, not a curated record. Gene Ontology annotation, molecular function: protein binding; ADP binding; ATP hydrolysis activity. The transcript is spliced from 3 exons. Bases 85 to 2904 code for a protein of 939 amino acids.